This is a messenger RNA of Procambarus clarkii (red swamp crayfish), 1044 nucleotides long. Lineage: Eukaryota; Metazoa; Arthropoda; Malacostraca; Decapoda; Cambaridae. The record is from RefSeq and is a predicted model, not a curated record.
AUGUUCCUUGGAGAAGAGUAUUACGGAGAAAGUGUUGAUGAAUAUCAAGGAGAUUGUGCUCAGGAAUAUCAUUUAGACAGUACCGAUGAAUACCAUGGAGAAAGUGCUGAUGAGUAUCGUGAGGAAAGUGCAGAUGAAUACUAUUGGGAUAGUGCAGACGAAUAUUAUAAAGAAAGCGAGGUUGAGUAUCAUGGGGAGAGUAGUGAUGAAUAUUAUGCAAAAAGUGUGGAUGAAUAUCCCGUAGAAAGUGCAGAUGAACAUCGUGAAGAAAGUGCAGAUGAAUAUCAUGGAGAGAACACGGUUGAAGUUCGAGGAGAAAGCGAGGAGAAAUACCACCAAGAAAAUGCACAAGAAAAUCAAGCGGAAAGUGUACAUGAUUAUUUUAGUGAAAAUGCUAAUAAAUAUCCUGAAGAAAUUUCCUUAAAAUUUCACGGGGAAACUGCUGUUGGAAACUACACAGAGCAGUAUCCCAUAGAUUAUGAAGGUAAACUCCCAAAAACACACCAAGUAAAGUAUCCCGAAGAAUAUAUGGAAGUAUUCCAAGAGGAAUACACUCAGAUAUUCAAAGAAGAAUUUACAGCGUUUUAUCAAAGUAAGUACCCACAUCAGUAUCCUGUACGUCCUCAAAUAGGAUAUCAGCCGCAUUAUCCUCUAAGACCCCAAAUAGGAUAUCAGCCUCAGUAUCCUCUAAGACCACAAAUAGGAUAUCAGCCACAGUAUCCUCUAGGACCACAAACAGGAUAUCAGAUUCAGUAUCCUAUGAGAUCGCAAAUUGGAUAUCAGCCUCAGUAUCCUGUACAUCCACACGUAGGAUAUUCGACUCGGUAUCCUAUGCAACCCCAAGUAGGAUAUUAUCCUCAGUAUCCAAUGCAUCCCCAAGUAGGAUAUCAUCCUCAGUAUCCUAUAAAGUCGCAAUUAGGAUAUCAGCCACAGUAUCUCGAAGGAUACUCUGUGGAAUACCCAAAUUACGCAGUACAGUUUGUAGAGGAAUUGCCCUUAACAAACUCUACUGAGCAAUGGAUAGUAUCAACAAAGGAAACGUAA